Nymphaea colorata (pocket water lily) is the source of this 1380-nucleotide messenger RNA. RefSeq names its product ethylene-responsive transcription factor 4-like. Gene Ontology annotation, molecular function: DNA-binding transcription factor activity; DNA binding. The record is from RefSeq and is a predicted model, not a curated record. NCBI's taxonomy places the organism in Eukaryota, Viridiplantae, Streptophyta, Magnoliopsida, Nymphaeales, Nymphaeaceae. Gene Ontology annotation, biological process: regulation of DNA-templated transcription. The transcript has a single exon. The coding region runs from base 366 to 1073 and encodes 235 amino acids.
GGGCGGCGGCAGAGGGGAAAAGGAGAGAGAGAGAGAGAGAAGGAAAGAAAGAAAGUGCGUGGGCGUGGGGGCCAUGGCGGCAAACGGCUGGGCGGGACAGUCAAACGGCCGUUGACCGCGCCGAACACUCCCCUAAGAAGCCGCUUACCUCGAGCCCCCUUCCCCUCGCUAUAAAACGCUCCCCACCGUCUCCCCUUUCCUCCUCCUCCUCCCCCUCUGUUUUCCGUCCUUGAAACCAUCUGGCCUCCUCUGCUGCUUCACCCAUCUCUAGCGAAGGAGCCCUAAGCUUAACCUCUCCCUCUCCUUCUCCUUGUCUUGUCUCUGCCUUCAACGUGGUCGAUUUCUGGGUGGGGGCAAAUCUUGAGAUGGCGCGGAGAGCGAAGUCGGGGGCAGUCGGAGUGACGGAGGCGAUGCAUUACCGGGGAGUAAGGAAGAGGCCGUGGGGGAGGUACGCCGCGGAGAUCAGGGAUCCAGGCAAGAAGAGCCGAGUCUGGCUCGGCACCUUCGACACCGCCGAGGAGGCCGCCCGAGCCUACGAUAAUGCUGCCAGAGAGUUCCGGGGUUCCAAGGCCAAGACUAAUUUUCCCACCGCCUACUCCCUGCCGCUUCCGCUUCCUAUCCCGCCGUCUGCCGCGGAGAACGUCAACCACAACAACAGGAGCCCCAGCCAGAGCAGCACCGUGGAGUCGCCGGGCCGCGAUGGCGUCGGCAACGAGACGUUUCGGCUGCCGGAGCAGCCAUUCGACCUCGAUCUCCAUCUCCGCCACCGCGGCGUUGUGUCCGUCGCGGCCCCAGCUGCCGUGGGGUGCUUCUUCCCCUUCCGCCACCACCCCAUCCCCGUCGCUCGCCCCCUCUACUUUUUCGACGCGCUUGCCAGAUCCGAGAGCCGGCCGAACGCCGCCGCCGCCGCCUCCGACCCGCGCCUCUCCGGCCUCGACGCCGACGCCUGUCACGGCGGCGCCACCGCCAAUGCACCGGUGCACAGCGACUCAGACUCGUCAUCCGUGGUCCUCGACGUCCCUCGGCGCCCCGCUCUCGAUCUCAACCUCCCUCCUCCGGAUGAGGCCGCCUAAGACGGCCCGAACUUUUGUAGAUCUCCGACGAUCCGAGCGUGGCCGAGCUCUCGCCCCUCCGGCGUUCAUCCUCCUCCUGUUUUUUCUUUUUGUUUUUAUUUCCUUUUUUCCCCCUUUUGCUAAAACAUCGCGGCCCGUUUCGGCGCUGUUGCCCUCUAUGAGCAAGGGGCUGUACAUAGCAUAACCACGUUGGGCGCUCCUCCCUACACCUUAGGUUUUUCCCCGCCCUUUUGCUUUCCGUCUCUCACCGGAAAUAUGUAGUUCGCUGUGAAACUCGGCAUCCAUCCAAAUUCAAAAGUUGUUUUUA